This is a messenger RNA of Esox lucius (northern pike), 5064 nucleotides long. RefSeq names its product zinc finger FYVE domain-containing protein 1-like. Lineage: Eukaryota; Metazoa; Chordata; Actinopteri; Esociformes; Esocidae. The transcript is spliced from 11 exons. The record is from RefSeq and is a predicted model, not a curated record. Gene Ontology annotation, molecular function: metal ion binding. Bases 1211 to 3976 code for a protein of 921 amino acids.
CAUUUCCCAAAAUGCUCAGUCAUUGGCCACACCCUUGACCCUGUGACUCAAGCAUUAUCUGAUCAGCUGAUCUGACCUGGCAACAACAUUGAACACGAAACUCCGCUUGGGAGGGGGCUGAUGAAACAAACAAUGACAAAGCUAGGAAGGAUUUCAGUGCAAUAACAUAUUUUAAUGACUCCUGAAUCGGACAGUGCCAUUUAUCGUCGUACGUUUUGUUUUAGUGUUGACGGAUCCGCUGUUAUCGUACCAUUCGGGCUAUGAUAUUACUGUUAACCGAGUUCACUAAAAGACGAGUAGCUAGCUUGGAUAACAGAGGUACUCUAACAGCUACUGUCAAUACGCUUCUACAAAUAGCCCGUUUUAACAGACAGUGGCGGUUUGUGUAAACAUCUUUAGGUUUUGUCUUAUGAAACUCGUAAUAUCACGUUUAUGUCAUUAACGGAAUAACGUUAUUUUGUACGAAAUAAGGUAUUGUUUAUGUCAAUACGGAGUUCACCAACUAGCUAGAUUUAGCUAGCUACAAUUUGCACGACUUCACCAAGGCAUCUGUCUGCUAGCUUUAGAAGUUGGAUAGGUAGCUAGCAGUGUUUGGCUUAACAAAUGUAAUUAGGUAAAUGCAAAGCGAAACACCUGGCUAGUACUGUACUUCCAAAUGUGUGGUUUCAUUUGUACCAGUUUGCAAAUUGUCUUAGUUAUAUUUCAGGGACGUUGUCUUUCCAAACACUUUUUUAUAACGUACAUUGGUUUCACAGCCUUAUUUUAGUAUACAUUCUUAAAGCAAAUAUACGUGUUUUAAUGUUAAUGAAGACAAUGCAAUUAAAAUAGUCGUCACUUUCAACCAGAUUGCCUCACUGUAGUAUAUUUGCACUGUCACAUGUUGACAUCUUUAUUUUUAAAUAAUAUGUAUGUAUGAAAUGGUAAAGUUGUGUUGGCUAAUGAGCUGUAGAAAUCUAGUGGACCUGAAAAUUUAGAGGUCAACAGAAGCACUGACCAUUUAACCUUGUUAAAUCUACUAUAUCAAGCUGUUUAUGUUUAGCAGGUUCUGUAGAGUUAGUUUGUAAAGCACUAAAUAUUUAACAAUAUUGUCAUGAGUUUUAUCACACAAACCACUUGAUUGAUAUUUAUUCACCCUGCAUUUGGGAAUAUUUGGCGUUAUAGUCAAAUUGUCUAGCAUAACAUUGUGUUCAGAUUGUAUUUGUGAGAAACAAUGAGUGGCCAUGGCUCAUUAUCAGAAAAGGAAAUUAACACCAGUCCAAUUUGUCAGGAGAGCUAUGUUUGUGAGGGUUCAGGAGAUGCUGCUUUUGAAUGUGAUGAGUGUAAAAGCUUGCAAUGUGUUCAGUGUGAAAAGCAACUCCACAGUCGAGAGGGAAUGCAAAACCACAAACGGGUCAAAAUUGACCCAGGGCAUGUACCCUACUGUGACAGUUGCAAAAGAGGGAAGGAAGGAACAGUAAACGGCCACCGCAACAGGUCUGUUGUCCGCUGCCAGAACUGCAAAGUCAACUUGUGCCACCAAUGUCGGAAAAGCACCCACAAUGGAGGUAACAAGAAGAAGCACCAACUCACCACCUAUCCCACAACCAAACCUGCAGAGCACAACUUGACUCCACAAAAACCUACAGAGGUCAACUCAAACCCUCCUCCCAGAUCUACAGAGGUCAACUCAAACCCUCCUCCCAGAUCUACAGAGGUCAACUCAAACCCUCCUCCCAGAUCUACAGAUGUCACCUCAAACCCUCCUCCCAGAUCUACAGAGGUCACCUCAAACCCUCCUCCAAGAUCUACAGAGGUCACCUCAAACCCUCCUCCCAGAUCUACAGAGGUCACCUCAAACCCUCCUCCCAGAUCUACAGAGGUCACCUCAAACCCUCCACCAAAACCUGAACAUGUCAACUCAGACCUUCCCUGCAAACCUGCAGAGAUCAAAGCAACACCUCACUCAAAAUAUGUGAAUGUUAAAUCAAUCUCUCCACCAAAACCUAUACAGGUCAACUUAAUCCCUCCAUCUAAACGAGCAGAUCUCCAGUUAAGCUCAGUGGUAGAUGAGGCAGAUGUCCAGAAGGCAAAACAUCUGGAGGAAGUCUGCAGCUUUCUUCUGGUUGAUGCAAAUGAAGAGAUGCAGAUAACGGACGAAGGUGUGUUUGUGAAGAAAUUGAACUGCAAGCCUGACAAGCUGAUCAAGGUGGUGUCCAUCUUUGGCAACACAGGAGAGGGCAAGUCCCACACAUUGAACCACACUUUCUUCAUGGGCAGAGAGGUGUUCAAGACCUCGCCCACGCAGGAGUCCUGCACGGUUGGGGUUUGGGCGGCCUUUGACCCCAUCCACAAGGUGGUGGUCAUUGACACAGAGGGCCUGCUUGGUAACAGUUUAAACCAAGGCCAAAGAACACGGCUCUUGCUCAAGGUGCUAGCUAUUUCUGACCUCAUAAUUUACCGCACCCAUGCUGACCGUCUCCAUGACGACCUCUUCAAGUUCCUGGGUGAUGCUUCCGAUGCCUAUCUGAAGCAUUUCACCAAGGAGCUGAAAGCCACUACGUCCCGCUGUGGCCUGGAUGUGCCUCUUUCCACUCUGGGCCCAGCCGUCGUCAUCUUCCAUGAGACUGUCCACACCAAGCUGCUGGGUUCAGACAACUUAUCAGAGUCUGUGGAUCGACUGCUUCUUGAGCGCUUUAGGAAGCUGGGACGUUUUCCAGAGGCCUUCAGCUCCAUAAAGUACCGUGGCACACGUACCUGCAGCCCACCGACAGACUUCGGUGGCCUGCAACGCAUCCUGGAGCAGCUCCUGGACAGCAAUGCCACCCGCUCCCCACGCUCCCCAGUUGUCAUCUUCAAAGCGCUGCAGGCCUUGAGCGAACGCUUCAACGGGGAGAUAACUGAUGACCUCAUUGCCCACAACUGUUUCUUUCCCGAUGAGUACUUCACCUGCUCCUGCCUCUGUCUCAGUUGCAGCUCUGGCUGCAAGAACAGCAUGAAUCAUCUUGGAGAGGGGCUGUGUCAUGAGGCAAAGCACCGCUGCCGCUACUCCCCUCAACAUGAUAAUCGCGUCUACACCUGCAAGGCCUGUUAUGAAGAUGGCAAGGAGGUAGUUGUUAUUCCCAAGACUUCUGCCUCCUCGGACUCUCCAUGGCUGGGCCUUGCCAGAUAUGCCUGGUCUGGGUAUGUCAUUGAAUGUCCUAACUGUGGGGUGAUCUAUCGGAGUCGCCAGUACUGGUUCGGGAACCAGGACCCAGUGGAUACUGUAGUACGAACUGAAAUCCAGCAUAUUUGGCCUGGGGUGGAUGGAUUCCUGAAGGACAACAGCAAUGCUGCUCAGCGUCUUCUGGAUGGCGUUAACUUCAUGGCCCAGUCUGUUUCAGAACUUAGCGUGAAGCCUGCCAAGGCUGUCACAUCUUGGCUAACAGAUCAGAUCGCCCCGGCCUACUGGAAACCCAACUCCCUCAUCCUGACAUGCCUUAAGUGCCAAGAGGUCUUCCAAGACAACGACACCAAGCAUCACUGCCGUGCCUGUGGGGAGGGGUUCUGUGACGCCUGCUCAUCCAAAGCCACUCCCGUUCCAGAGAGAGGCUGGGGUCCGGCGCCUGUGAGAGUCUGUGAUGCCUGUUAUGAGUUGAGGGUCACACACACAGAGCUACUGGAUGGCGAGAUUGAAGACGAGGAAGGUGGAAACUUAGCCAGGAAGGUUGGAGAAGCGGUGUCAAACACACUGGGCGCUGUGGUCACUGCCAUUGACAUCCCACUAGGUCUGGUAAAAGAUGCAGCGCGUCCCGCCUACUGGGUGCCUGACCAGGAUAUCCUCGCCUGCCACAACUGCCAUCGCGACUUCACUGCCAAGCUCUCCAAGCACCACUGUCGCGCCUGCGGGCAAGGCGUUUGUGAUGAGUGCUCCCCGGAGCGCCGACCCGUUCCUUCGCGAGGGUGGGACCACCCCGUCCGUGUUUGUGUGAACUGUAACCAGAAACCUGGAGAUCUUUAACGGGGCAGGCCUUUCCUUAUAACGCUGGACUGAACCACACUCAACCCUCUGCCCCUUAUGCACCUCUAUUAUUGAAAUGGUUCUGUCCCAUGUCUGGCAAAGAUGUUGUAAGUAGAUUUAGUUGUAGGGUUUCUGAUGUCAAGUCCAACACAGGGACUUGUAGGCCUUUGUAUUUUGUCCUUAUCGGAAUUGUGAGAAAUUAGGAUAUUUUGUGCUCCUCCACCCAAAUCACUUAUUUUUGGGAUGAUGGUUUAAAAAUAUUUUUCUACCAUGAAAAUGUUCUUUUUUUUUUGUAAACCUUUUAUUUUGACAGACAUUGGAAAUUACAUUUGUAUCAUGUUACUUUUAAUUUGAUGUGAGCCCUGCGGGGUUUUUAUUUAUCUGAAGGCAUUUGUUUUUCAGAUUGCAUAUAAUACUGCGGUCAUUACUUCAGGUUCAUUGCAUGCUGUACUACAUUAUUGAAAAUGUUCAUUAUGUCUGUUGCAGCUGUAUAAAGCUGCUGCUUAUCAUUGCAAAGAAAAAAACUAAACAAAUACCGACAUUAGCUUUUCACUGAGAUUUGAGUUUGCAUGAAAACCUAUGUAUCACAUUUUGCAAACAGUCUGUUUGGCAACCCCAGAUUUAGUAUAUUUGGUCUGCAAUAAGAAUUUUAGGUUACAGUUUUUCUGUUGUUAGUACAUAUAUAUUUUCAUCUGAGGUUAUGGUUGUAUGAAAACAUGGAAUUAUGCUACAAUAGUGUGAAUUCUGAAUUUGAAAUAUGUGAAAUUAUUUAUUUUGGGGUGAAAAAGGUUAAACGUAUUAAGUCUGAAAGAUGAUUUUAGGUAUUCACAGGGUGGUCUCAUAAAAUAAUGACUUAACCUUAAAACAAAUACUUAACUUCUGCUAUUAUUUGAGUUUGGGUGGUAUUUUGUUAGGUGUGUACAUAUAAUAUGCGCCUAAAAUUUGAGGCUGGGUCAGUUACUUCCAUUUGUUAGAGUCUUGUUGGGUUGAGCUACGUUUUGUUGAAUCUCCUAGAAACCAGUGUAACAUACCAAAUGCAAGCCUUCAGAGUGCCAUAAAAAUGGGGUGAUUGGGCAAUCAACUCAGCA